Messenger RNA from Jatropha curcas, 1745 nucleotides. RefSeq names its product cytochrome P450, family 76, subfamily G, polypeptide 1 (gene CYP76G1). The record is from RefSeq and is a predicted model, not a curated record. Lineage: Eukaryota; Viridiplantae; Streptophyta; Magnoliopsida; Malpighiales; Euphorbiaceae. Gene Ontology annotation, molecular function: oxidoreductase activity, acting on paired donors, with incorporation or reduction of molecular oxygen; heme binding; monooxygenase activity.
AAAGAAAAUGGACUACCAAAUGGUGGGAUUGACUGCUCUUACUAGUUUGCUAUGGAUUACGUGGGCAAUAGUGAUACUGAUAACCCAGCGUCGCCGCCGUCACCUAAAGGAGAAAAGGCCAUUGCCACCAGGGCCUAGACGGUGGCCGGUGGUAGGUAACAUCUUUCAACUCGGUCAUCGGUCUCCACACGAGUCAUUUACCGAGUUGGCUCUCACCCAUGGUCCAAUCAUGACACUCUGGCUCGGCUCCAUGUGCACCAUUGUCGUUUCAUCAGACAAGAUGGCACGUGAAAUGUUCAAGAACCACGAUGCGGUUCUCGCCGGAAGGAAAAUCUAUGAGGCGAUGAAAGGAAAUCAUGGACAUGAUGGAUCCAUGAUCACAUCACAAUACGGACCACAUUGGCGUAUGCUUCGCCGGCUAGCCACCACUGAGUUCUUUGUAACCAGUCGGCUAGACGCUAUGCGUACUGUUCGAUGUAGAUGCAUAGAUGAGUUGAUUAAGUUUAUAGAAGAAGCAUGUGGAAAUGGAAAAAAUGCCGUUGAUGUUGGAAGAUUCUUUUUCUUGAUGGCUUUUAACCUAAUAGGGAAUUUAAUGUUUUCUAAAGAUUUAUUGGACCCAAAAUCAGAAACAGGGGCUACGUUCUUUUACCAUGCAGGAAAAGUUAUGGAGAUGGCUGGGAAGCCGAAUAUAGCAGAUUUUUUUCCAUUUUUUAGAUGGCUUGACCCACAAGGUAUAAGGAGGAAUACACAGUUUCAUGUGGAAAAGGCUUUUGAAAUCGCAGGAGGGUUUAUUGAGGAAAGAAUGGAGAGUAUAAAGAAAGAAAACAGUAAGGAAGACAAGAAGAAAGAUUUUCUAGAUGUGCUUUUGGAGUUUCGUGGUGAUGGUGUGGAAGAGCCGUCUAGGUUUUCCUCUAGAAUCAUUAAUGUUAUUGUCUUCGAGAUGUUCACAGCAGGAACAGACACCACAACAAGCACUUUAGAAUGGGCAAUGGCAGAGCUACUACAUAAUCCAGAAACAUUAAAGAAAGUUCAAGAAGAGCUAAGAAGCAAAAUAAGCGCUAGCAAGAAGCUAGAGGAGAAAGACAUUGAGAAUCUUCCUUACUUAAAGGCAGUGAUUAAGGAAACACUACGGCUUCAUCCACCUCUUCCUUUCCUAGUCCCUCACAAGGCUAUGGACUCAUGCAAAAUGUUGGGUUACCAUAUCCCUAAAGAAACCCAAAUUCUAGUAAAUGUUUGGGCUAUAGGAAGAGACCCAAAAAUAUGGAAUGAUCCCUUAAAGUUUAGGCCAGAGAGAUUCUUCGAGCCUAACAUGGUGGAUUACAGGGGUCAUAAUUUUGAGUUUAUACCCUUUGGUUCUGGUCGUAGAAUGUGCCCUGCUAUGCCUCUUGCUUCUCGUGUACUGCCCUUCACGUUAGGGUCACUUCUACUUUCAUUCGAUUGGGUCUUGCCUAAUGAGCUUAAACCUAAUGCCAUAGACAUGAGUGAAAGAAUGGGGAUAACACUAAGGAAAUCUAUUCCCUUGAAAGCUAUACCAAUUCCUCUCAAGAGGUGUUGCGUUGAUUAAAGUUCUUCUACUGCCUUUAAAAUAUGAAUCGUUACUUGCUACCCUACUGUGUAAUUUAAAUCUUUAUUCAAUAAUGUUAUGUGUAUAGUAUGAAGAUAAAUGUAUUAUAUGCUUUGAGUUUCCUCACCUUAAAAGGGGAGUCUUUUCUUUUUCAUUUUUUCUUUUUAUGUUAGUUGAUAAA